AUGGACCAGAAAAUCCUGACCUUAGCGGCAGAUGAAAAAGCUGAGCAACUUCAGGCAUGCCUGCAAAGCCUGAAAGAAAAUGAGGUGAGCUGUUGUGAUUCUCACAGCAUUUCAGUUGGGGUGUGUGUGUGUGUGUGUGUGGAUCCACUGAUAGUGCCCUUGUUUGGGGCUGAUUGUAAAGAGGGAAAGAGAAUCUGUGGUCCUAUGUAUGUAGCUGAACUCGCAACUCCCAUCAACCCAAAACACAUGGAGAACCACUCCUAUCCCUUCAUUUGGACAUUGCUCAUUCUCUUCAGUGUAUUGUUUCACCAUCAUGGCUUCCAUGAUCAGUAGUUUUGUGUCCAAAUUGUGAGGCAUCCAUAUAUAGUACAUUAAUGGACCUUUAUUCAUAGUUUGCUAAUUGCACGAGUUGCAAGUCGCUAGAUAUUUGUAUUUAUUCCUGUUGUAUUUCCGUUUCCUUCUACUAACUCAUAGCUGUGGGAAGUCCCGUGCAUUUGGGAAAAUGGUAAAAAUUGUGGUGACUGUCAGUGGGCAGCUAUGCAUCUGCCGUAUGCCCAGGUUCUGCAACUUUUGCAUUCUGCACUAUGCAGUAUCUGGAACCAAAACAGAAUCUCAUGCAAUUUGUAUGUUUUUAUACAUCUCCCUCCUCCUGCAAUGUUACCUCCUGUACAGUUUUAUGACAGCUAGAUAAUGUCAUUUUGCUUACAUUUUUCAUCAUUGUGUUAAGGUUGCCAAGUCUCCUGCCUUUUACUAACUACUAAUGACAUCUAUAUCCAAUGCGUUUCUUGCUCCUCUUAGAAAUCAUAGGCAAGUGGAUUGCCACUUCCAGUUUUUCAUGGCCUUCAAGUGUUACUGUAGUACUGUAUAUAAUUCACAAAAAUAUUUUUGGGUGCAUUCAUUCCUCUGUGGUUCUCCCUUUUCAUGAACAUGGUGUAUUUUAACUGCAUGUCAGGCUAUCUAGUAACAGGCCGUCCAUCUAGUAAACUAUGAUGAGUGGAGGUUGCUUCCAGGUGACCAGGCAUGGAGAACUGAAAAAAGUUUAGGGUUAGGCAGCCACAAAUGAUUAAUGGAAGUACGUAGGCUAGUAAAUAUUUUGGAUGUAUCUGCAAGGCCGUAUUAAGAGGACGGUAAAUUUAUGUGCCUUAGUGAUGAUUGUAUGGAAAUUAGUACCUGGUUACACACAGUGUUUCUAUUAUCAUUGGAUGUAGAAGCUUAAAGUGAUGAUAAAUGAAUCUUGUGCUUUCCCCCUCUUCUUGCUGCAGUUGAAAGGCUUAAUCACAAAGCAGGCUUUGAAGGGAAAGGAGAUUGGUGCCCUCCUGAGAGGAAUCUUCAAAGGUACCACACAAUGAGUUGUAAUAGACUGAUCUAUGAAUCCUUUUUUUUACCCAACUGUUCCAUGUAUGACAUUGAUAUCUUACAGUUCAAUCCUAAUCAUGUCUACUCAGAAGCAAGUCCUGUUGAAUUGGGUUAGGAUUGCAGCCUUAAGCAAGUACUUGAGUGUGGCUGCAAUCCUAUGUUCAUUUACUUGGAAGUAAACUCAGCUGAUGUCAGUGGGACUUGCUACUGAACAGAGAAAUAUGGGACUGUGCUGUAAAGAAUCUUCUAGAUAUUUUUUUUUUAAGAGACAUGCUGUGGACCAACUGAAUGAAGUGGUCCCCAGACCACAGUUUGGGAACCCUUGUUCUAGACAGUAUUGCUUGCAGGUGGGAAGAGUUCUUUUGAACUUGUCCCAGCAGUUGGGUUUCCACUUUAAUGUGCCAGUGUUAAGUAAUUCCAUGUGGACACAACUGAUGUUUAUUUGUGAACAAGAUACAAAAAUAUAGACUAUGAAAGGGGAUAUUUUAAUUUGGAGCUUCUGUUAAUAAAGGAAUUUGGGAGUCAUGCAGAACCCUUUAGCUGUUUAAAUUGCACAGAAGAAAGUGAGUAAAUGGUCAGAAAAAUUAUUGAGAGUGUUGGUGAAGUCUAGGCCACCAGCUGCUCUUUUGUCUCUUGUAAGAGCUGUCUUAAAAUGUUUGCUCAAGUAACUUCUUUAUUGUUGGAAAUUCCACUCCAGGUUCUCCUUGCUUCCAACAGACGGGUGUUGUUAGGAGGCUCAGCGUUUAUAAGCAUUGUGUCCAGUUGGUGGAGUCGGGGGACCUGCAUGUGGAAGUUGCAUCUGAAAUUAUACGGCUGCUUAUGUUAGAGGUAGGAAUGGAGUUACCAAGACUGGUUUCUCCAGCUCUGCAAAGUGAAAUGGAGAUGAUGGUUCCCUUCCACUUCUAGAUUCCACGCUUAAAUUACAUUGCGGUCAUCUCCUGAGAAUCCUGACCCUAUGCAUGUUGCGGAACAUGCAUGUUAUCUAGUGGGGCUGAUUUUCAAGACACUACGUGUGAUUGCAGCUUUAGAGAGCAAUCCUUAACUAUUAAGAAGGGUAGGUAAGGAAGGGGUUAUUUGAUAUUGUGGGCCUCCUUCUCUGCAGAUGGAGGAGUCUCCAGUGUGGUGGAAGAAAGCGGUGCUGUGGUCACUGACUUGCCACCAAUGCUCUGUGUGUGGUAGAGCCACGAAUGGGGACACAUUGUGGGAGGCUGUGAUUUUUCCAGAUCCAAAGCCUCCUUGUUCCCCAGACACGGAUUCUAUACACAUAUGCACACGCCAUUACUCUGUCCAUCUCCUUGGGGAUGAAAUCAUUUCUAGGUCAUAGGUUUCCUCCUGGUGUUACACCUGUGCCUUUGACAACAGUUCAGCACAGUGUAAUUUUGUAAGUGAGGCUUCUCCUACCACUUAGGUCUAUCACAGGAAAGUUUUCAUCUGCUCAGUUUCUAUGCUUGAAGUACAGAAUCGGGACCCCACUGCACGUGUGCAUAUUUAACAUGAUCAAAGGUAGCCAAUCACCCAUUCCCUCUCCCCACCCUCUCAUUAUAUAUAAGGGUCUGAUGACUUCUGUUUCAGUGUAUCUGAAGAAGUGUGCAUGCACAUGAGAGCUUAUACCUAAAACUACUCAGUUGGUCUGUAAGGUGCUACAUUAUAAUUUUUAAAUUCUUUUGGAAGGAUUCUUUUAAAGACUUUCUUAGAUCAUAUAACUUUUUUGAAGACUUGAUUCUUUUAAAUGAGUUUUUAGGUUUUCAAGAAGAGUCUUUUUAACCAUCUUUUUAAAGAAUUGUUUUAAUUUAUUUUGACUAUAGCAGACCAACACGGCUACCUACUUGAAUCUAUGAUCAAAGGUAGUUUGUAUAGUUAGAACAUUCUAAGCCUUCAGGUUCUUAUUGGCUAAUGUGUCAUGUAAUAAAUAAGUGAUACUGUUAACUUCCUUUCACCCGAGGAAAGACAUCCCAGUGUGUUCAUGCAACAACUAUUUCUAAUGCAGCUUUCACUGGCAACUUGAGAUUGCAUUUUUAAAAUACUUUUGUCCCCCCCUUGGUGCAUAUUUUCAUAUGCAUCUUCCCAUAUCUUGUCCCUCAUUUUUCAGGCUCAUGAGCUGCCAGGUUCUGCAUUGGCUGACCUGGCAACUUCGUUUGUUGAAGCUAUCAAAGGUGGCAUCUUGCUCAGUGGCAGGUCUUUGGAGCUUUUCCCUACAGUUUUGACUGCACUAGCGACAGCUAAAGAGACGCUGGUUUAUGGGGCAGGUAAGCCCUAUCCCUUCUUUCUUCCUUAUUUUCAUUUGACUAGCAACUCGUCCUAAGUGCUCUUGUACUGUGUGCUUUCCCACCCCUUUUCAGGUGAGCUGAGUGGGGAAGAGUUUAAGAAACAGCUGAUCAAUACACUUUGUUCCAGCAGGUAGGCAUGUCUUCAGCAGGUCAUUUACAGUUCUGUGCUUGCCUUUAGAAUUGUUCAGAAUGCACCAGUUUUAUGUAAGCAACUCUUUGCUAUGUUUUAUCCAGUCAAAUGUUAAACUCUGCUGCUGAUUUUUAUUGGUGUUCACUUGACUUCCACCAAAAUGGUGAGUUGCAACAACAUAAAAAUGCAAUAGCAAAACCAGUUAAAACAUUUUACAUUCAAAAGAACAGGGUUGGUCCUAAAUAUAUUUUUAGGUGUCAAAGACCAGGGUAAAGAAGUGUGUCUGCAUCGUAUGAGAAAAGCCAGGCACAACUCUUUGGGGAGGAAAUUCCACAGCUUAGGGGUUGCCACAGAGAAUUGCCUCUCCUGGGCUGCCACCACUGAACUUCUGAGGGUGGCAGAAUAACAAAGAAGGCUCCUUCUGCCAGUCUUAACACCCAAGAGGGUCUGUAAGGAAGGAGGUAGUCUUUUCAGAUAUUUAGGGCCUAAGUUUUUAGGGCUUUGAACACCGACAUGAGGACCGUGAAUCACGUCUGGAAAUGAACUGGCAACCUGUACAGGGUUGUUGCUUUCUUUUUUAGAAAGGGGGGGCAGUUAUAUGUGUUCUAACUAGGACCCCAGCCAGUAAUCUGGCUAUUGAAGUUUCUGAGUCAUCUUCAAGGGCAGCUAUUGCAAUUAAUCCAACUGUAGGUGCACUGGGGCAGACAUCUCUCUCAUCACCCCUUUAUUUCACAAACUGUCAUGUGUAACACAACUAUCCCUGCUGGAAGUAUUUUUUGUUAGUACUUUAUUUUCUGUUUUCAAACCUUCUGAUUGAUUUUUAUAUGGGCAGGUGGAGUCCUCAACAUGUGAUACAUCUCUCCUCCAUGUUCAGGUAGCCUCUCUACAAUUUUUUAUUUUCUUUUUUCAUUGCUGACUUGGGGAGCACUUACAGAGGUGAGGGGAGAGCAGUGUCACUAGGCAUGUCAGUCAUAAUCCAUGCUUGCACUUUGGAAGAAGUUCUAGUUGGCCAAGUGUUUCCUAAGUGGGAAAGGUACUUGAUCCAAGGCUGAUUUCUGGGAUAUACCAUUUGGGGGCCAGUGUAGUGGAGACAGUAUCAGACAUGGAGCAUGGAGACUUGGAUUAAGAUCCCCACUUAGCCAUGAAUGAUUGUGGGCCAGUCUCAACCUAACCUGCCUCACAGGAUUGAUGUGAAGAUAACUUGAGGGGUGGGGCUGCCUUGAGCCCCUUGGAGGAAAGGUGGGCUAUGAAUGUAAAUAAUAAAUAAUAUUUGCUGGUUUUUGUACCAUGGUGUUUGUGGCCCCAGAGGCUUCUCUGCUGAUGUUUUGGACUGAUGUUUGGGUAGAUGAUCUGGACUGGCUUUUAUCUUUACUCUGCAGGGACAUCCCACUGAGUGCAGAAGAGCUGCAGUUUGUGGUGGAAAAGGUCUUAAGGAUGUUCUCUCAGUUGGACCUCCAAGAAAUCCCUCCUUUAGUUUAUCAGCUUCUGUUGCUUUCUGCAAAGGUGAGCUUUUAGGAAAAUUUGACCAGGCUCCGCAAAUCUCAAAACCUGGACCCUGCAACUGACAUGCAGUAGGUUCUGUAGAUGACUCAGGUCAGAUAAUGAUGAUGAUGAUAACAACAACAAUAAGUAAUAAUACUAAUAAUUAUUAUUUAUACCCUACUCAUCUGGCUAGGUGAUUUCCAGUACAUAUAAAAACAUUAUCUAACAUUAAACAUUAACAACUUCUAAUUCAGCCCAGCAUUGCCUAGUCUGAUCGUUAGAAGUUUUUCAGGGUCUUGCGAAGAGCUCUCCUGGUACCUGGUCCUUUUAACUGGAGAUGCCAGAAAGUUUUAAUCUGAUACCUUCUGCAUCCAAACAUGCACUGCACUACUGAGACACAAUCUCGCUCCAAAUGUUUGUAUGAAUGUUUAUUGUUACUGUGCUUUAUUACUGUAAUACUGUGGUGCACUUUCUGUUUACUUUGUCUCGUGAUCUUUCAGGGCAGCAAGAAAAACAUUUUGGAAGGGAUAAUCAGCUUUUUCAAUCAGAUGGAUAAAAAGCAAAAAGAAGAGCAGGGAAAUUCAGAGUGAGUCCCCUCUUAUAUUCUCAUUUUUUUGCCCUGAUAUUUGUUACUCUCUUUUCCCUGUAAGGACACCUUCGAUUCUGGGGCAAAUGUGUUGUCUUAGUUUCUCUGUGCCACAACUGUCUUUCUAUAUUUGGCUUCUCUGUGACUGAUUCUUUUUAGAUCAAUGGACCUUGAAGAAGCCACAGUGCCCCUGGACCAACUUCGCCAUGUGGAAGGCACCGUCAUUCUGCAUAUCGUGCUGGCUAUUACUCUGGACCAGGAUUUGGGAAAAGAGCUAAUAAAAUACUUAAAGGUAUAUCAAAUGCAUAAUGUUGAUGCUGAGGAUGUCGCUGAUAUGCCAGAUAUUGGUAGCAUUAAUCUGUUUAUGCCAAUGUUAGAUAGCUGUUGAUAGCAGUCUUCUAGGACUGAGCUCACCCCAUGGGACAUUGUUCUGACGUAAGCUAAUUGUGGCUUGGAAUGCCAGUCACUCCUAGAAUUCUGUGAUGUCUUACCUGCUUUCAUUUUUUUUCAACUGGGUGAAAUGCUUGCUGGCUUUGGCACUGUGUUCCUGGUUGUUUUAAGCCACACUUCUUUAUAUCUGAUUUAUAGGGAGCUGUGGUGUAAUGUCAUCUUACCACAUUAAACAAUUGCAUUGAUGAAACUGGCAGUUGAAAUGGGGGGUGUGGCUCUGUGGGUCUGAUGCUUGUUCCCAGGUUAAUAAAUUAUGACUUAUUAAAUCAGGAAUGUUACAUCCAAAUGGAGCCCCUCUUUUGCAGAAAGAGAGACACAAAAAUCAAAGUAAUCUGGCAGCCCUGCUCAUGUUAACCCAACCACAUGGACCUAGUGGCUGGACUUGUGUCCUCUUUUUGGCUUUUUCUCCCUGCAAGACAAAGAGAAAGGGGUAGAAGGGAGAUUCAGAAUUCAGCUCUGUAGCAUUUAUACAGCUGUGGGAGCAAAACAGUCCCAAGCACUGCAUUUAUAGCAGAGCAGUUUCUCAAAGAGGACUGUUUUAGGGAGGCUAUUUGCAAGAUGGUCUCUUUUCCUGUAAAAAGGAGAGCGAAAGGCUUUACACAGGCUUGAACCAACUCUGCUGCCUAACCAUCCCCAACUUUUGUUGAAGUUUUGGAGAGAAAAGUAUUUGGGGCACAAGGAUCCAGAGGGGCUUUGGGAAUGCUGUGAUGGCUUCUGCCAUCCAAGUGCAAACUUGGCGUUUGACUUUUGUUUAGAAGAGCUGGACAUUCAACCAAAGCUGAGAACUAUGUGUCCGAAUAACUAAGCCAAUGCUAGCUGUUGCAGAAAACACUGAGCUACAUGAAUCAGUGGUCUGAGUCACUAUAAGACAGCUCGAUGUGGAAUAAAUUACAUGGUGAAACAGAUUCAGUGACAUAGCUGUCAAGCUUAGUCCGCUGAGACAAGAGGAACACUCAUGUUCAUUAUUGGUCUAACUUCCAUUCUAACUAUAGUUUUAAAUAAAAAAUGAAACAUUUACUUUAUAAAUCUCUCUCUCUCUCUCUCUCUCUCUCUCUCUCUCUCUCACACACACACACACACACACACACACAGUAUAUAUAUAAUCAUCUCAUGAUAAAUAUGAAGCCCUCUAACUUUCUCCAUUUGCUUGAUGCUUUGUAGACUGAGCAACAAGGGGAUCUUAGCAAGGUCUUGUGUCCCUUCAGCAUAACCAUUCUGCUCUCAGUGACCAGAAUACACCGAUUUGAAGACCAGGUAUGUCUUUCCCUGCUAGCGCUUGACUACAUCAGUGAGCCUGAUAGAGAAUAUUUAGGUGGGCUGAUGGAGCUUUUAGUUGGCAGGUUUGUUCAUGCAAUGUUUGGUUCUGGCUGGGACUCUCAGUGGUGGAAAUUGGACAAGCGUAAUCUCUCAUGCCCACUCAACUUUUGUGCUUUAGGUCUUUGACUUUUUGAAAUCUUCAGUUAUGAGGAGCUUCAAGGACAAGCAGUUUCUUCAGGGCUCCAAGUUCCUGCAGGAAUUGGCUCCUCAAAACUAUGACAUAUCUGCCGUGGUUUUGGAAGUUGUGGCAAACAGGUGAGUUUCUGCAGUCUACCAAUGUAGAACUUGAUGGACAAAUUUCUCACCGUUUCUCUUCUCUCUCCUCAACCCCUGGCAUUAUUCUUCGAUAGUAAUGCACACAUUUAGUAAGUGGGGAGAUAAGGAUGCUGUAGAGUAUUGUUGCCUUUGCAAAAAUGCCCGGUUCUGCCCAUGCCCAAGAAUGUACAUAAAAAGAAUCUGCUUAUGCCCAUCUGGUUCAGCAACCUAUUCUUACAGUGGUGAACCAUAUGCAUAUGCAAAGCCCGUAAGCAAAUGAAUAAAAAGUAAAUGUUCUUUUAAAGUUGCUGUCUCCCUCUCCCUUCUUUUAAUGACUCCAUCCAGUGUGUUCGGUUGGGAUCAUGUGACUCAGGGCCUGGUGGAUCUUGGAUUCAUCCUGAUGGACUCCUAUGGGCCAAAAAGAACUUUGGGAGGCAAAGUCAUGGAAACGAACCACGGCCUUUCCAAAACUCCAGCCCAGCAAGCUUGUAAGUUGGGAACUGAUCUCCUAUUGGAAGCCUUCAAGGUAAGGAGAUGCCAUUAUAGGGAAACAGCUGUGAUUUAUAUUAUCUUUUCCAGUUCUUUGAUAACAUUUCAAACAUUGUUGAAUCUUCCAGUUAAAAUUGGAGCCACACCUUUCUUCCUUAAAUCCAAAAAUGUUUACUUUUACACCAUAUAAGAGAAGGAAUUGCAUACCCCUUGUACGUUCCUGCACGAGUCACAGUUCUGAGCACAACUUAUGAUUAGGCUGAGCUAAGCACACAGUAGUGAUAUGCACACAUUUUGAGGUUGGCUAGCUGCCUUUGUCUGCACCAAAAGUGACUGAUCCAUCAUCCUUUGCUGGAGGGACAUUAAUUCGGGUGAGGGUCUUUCCUUCCACUUGCCCCAUAGUUAGGGCUGUGUUAGUCAUAGCAGCAAUAUUGGAGUAAACUUUUUUUAUGGUCUGAUAAAUCUGCAAGUCUGGCUACAGCCUCAAAAGUCGACCUAUGACUGAAUUUUAGUGUCCUGUCUGCUUUCAGGUCCAUGAACCGAUCAGAAGUGAAAUACUGGAACAGGUCCUGAACAGAGUCAUCACAAAUGCAGGCUCCCCUAUCAGCCACUUCUUAGGUAACUGUGAAAUGAGCAAAGGGGGCACAUUAUUGCAAGGGAAAUCUCAUGAUCUCAUGUCUGCACAGUUCGAUAAAACAGCUUCUUGGUUUCUUUCCUCCCUCAACUUCAGAAGGGAGUGGUGCUCCAUCUGUUUUCCAGAGCCAUAAUUGUCUGUCUUUAAGAAGUAGAAGUCUCACAUAGCAGUCAUACUCUCUUGUGUAAAAAUGUAAAGGUAAAGGACCUCUGGACAAUUAAGUCCAGUCAAAGGCGACUUUGGGGUUGUGGCGCUCAUCUUGCUUUCAGGCCGAGGGAGCUGAUGUUUGUCCACAGACAGCUUUCCGGGUCCUGUGGCCAGCAUGACUAAAUUGUUUCUGGCACAACAAAACACCAUGACGGAAACCAGAGCGCAAGGAAACGCUGUUUAGCUUCCCACCGCAGUGGUACCUAUUUAUCUACUUGCACUGGUGUGCUUUCAAACUGCUAGGUUGGCAGGAGCUGUGUCAGACCAACGGGAGCUCACCCAGUCGCAGGGAUUCGAACCGCCGACCUUCCGAUCGGCAAGCCCAAGAGGCUCAGUGGUUUAGACACUCUCUCAUGUACCUUAUUGUUAUUAUAUGUUUUGUUGUUUUUGAAAAACUGUACCAGUCUUUCCAUUUACAGAAAGGGAGUUUAUGCAAAGAAAGUCCAAGGGAGUUUAUGCAAAGGAAAUCACACCAGAUUGCUGCCAAACCUAAAAACCAGUGGUUUGUAGCAGUUGUAGUCAAAAUGAAGUUUAUUCCCAAUUAGAGCCCCAGUUGCAUACAAAGUUAUUUUCCCAUACCCAUUUAAUCCUCAUAACAACCCUGCGAUGUAGGUUAGGUUGAGAGAUGGAGAUUGACUCUCGUUUGCUAACUGAGCUUCCUGGCUGAUUAGGGCUUUGAACACGAGUCUUUUUGGUCUUUGUCUGAAAUACUUAGUGUCUGGCCCUCAAUCCUUAGUGAGUACAUAUUUGAAGAAGUCAGUUGUAUGACCUCUUAUCUUUCACUGUUCUACUUUUUUUGGAAGGUGACUUCAUAAUUUGUGCAGUUGUCUUUUCUUGAUCUGUGAACCUACGAAUCAAAUGCACUUCUUUUUCUGUCCCUGGUUCUUGACAUCUUGGCCUUCUCUUUCUCUUAUUGAAGGCUGCAGCUCUCCUUGUUACCGUUUUCUCUUUCAGAUCUGUUGUCCGGUAUUAUCCUGUCUGCCCCGCUCAUCCUUCAGCAGUCUUCUUCAAAAGUCGCAGAGGCCUUUGAUCAUUUGUCAUUCCUGCCUCUUGACACAGUACAAGGGUUGCUUAAGGCUGUGCAGGUAAAGUUCUUUUAUACUGGUCAGUUUUCAGCUCAAAAAGUCCUCAAAAUAUCUUACGAAGGAGUGCAGCAUAUUAAAAAAAAUACUUCAAAAUAUAUUACUACUCUUAAAUUCAUUCAUUAAAAUAUCUUUUUAUCCCUUCUUUCCAUUUAAAACAAAUCCUUGAGACACCUUGCAAUCUCAUCCGUAGAUUUAAAAAUCAAUAAAAGAUGGAAAGGGCAUGGGAUAUAAAGUUAAUGUUUCAGAGAUCAAAGAACUCAGCAGGCCAGACAAUUGCUAGAAAACUGAUGUUUCUGCAUAGUGGCAUAAAGUUGUUGUGGAGAAUGUGGGACAGGUUCCCCUUGACAAGGCAUUCUAAAGUCUAGGUGAUGCUUUCACCUGUAUGUCAACCAAACACUACACUCAGAUCUUGCUUGUGGGCUUCCCGUUUAUUUCUUGCAGUUCUCUUGCGGCUCAUAGAUUGGGAAUGACUGACGUGGCUCAUUGAUUAGGCUGAUACAAUGUCCUCCUCACUCCUCUCUUCUUGGCCUUCCUGCUGCUGCUCCGUUAGUGAAACUGCAGAACACUUGGUUUAAUGCGUUCUUUUUUUCUCCCAGCCCCUGCUGAAAAUUAGCAUGUCCAUGAGGGACUCUCUGAUCCUUGUUCUUCGCAAAUCAAUGUUUUCUGGGUAAGCUGCCAUUUUUCAUGCUUUCAAAGUAAAUAGACAUCUAUGGAGUCCCUUGGUUUCCCUACCCCCACCCCUCACUGCUUUUAUCACAUAAACAACACAUGUGGAAAGGAGGAUGUAACCUGAGGAGAGUCCCAAGAGCCAGAUGGGGUCGCCAGGAGUGCCAUACGCUCCAAAUUCUGCUUGCGUUAGUUUUUUUACCCAAGGGCUUACCCACAACUCCAUUUGCCCUGCCUCUCCCCACCCCCUGGCUGGAAAAACCCAGUCUUUAGCGCUGAAUCAGAGCAAACAGCAACUGGGUUUUCUGCAGAUUGCUGUUUGUUCUGAUUUAGCACAAAAUAGUAGGUUUUCUGCUUGGACCCAUGACUUUCUAGGCACAGGACAAGUGUGGGCAAGCCCUUUCCGGAAGCCUUGGGGGAAUUAGUUUCUCCACGACAUGAAAAAUGAACCAAAGUUCAUCAUGCUUGGUUGAUAGAAAUAAUGGGUCCCAAUGAUAAAAUGUAAAAAAAAGUAGCUGUCUUUAAAAAACAGGGUUGCUGUCUUUUAAAAAACAACACACAGCACAUUUUAUCCACUUGAUCAUACCGUAAACAAGCAACCCUGCACACCUUUGUGGUUUUCCACUCUAGGUUUGUUUGUUAGUCGUUUUAUCUCUUCGCUCCAACUUUUAUUUAAGGGAAUUCAGCUCAUCAAGCUUUGUCCAGCAUGAACAAGGUAGGGAGGACAGGGCACCCCAGAAUUCUCAGAAGAAGCAUCCAUGGGUGUCCUUAAUUGUUCUCCCUUGCCUCUGUUUCCAUCACAGGCAGCUGGAGGCCCGUAAGUCAGCAGUUGCUGGGUUUCUGCUCCUCUUAAAGAAUUUUAAGGUUCUGGGUAGCUUGACCUCCUCCCAAUGCAGCCAGGCAAUUGGUGCGAGUCAGGUAAGCAGCCAGCAGCUUCCCAAAGGUCCUGUGCAGCCCCAGGCACAUAGGAUUGUGGCUUCAGUCAUAAUAAACCAUAGAUGAUUUCUCAUGACUCUGUUACUGCCUUCUAGGUCCAGGUGGAUGUUCAUACCCGCUAUAACGCAGCAGCCAAUGAGGCCUUCUGCCUAGAAAUCCUGGGCAGUUUGAGGCGAUGCUUAAGUCAGCAGGCUGAUGUCAGAUUCAUGCUCUAUGAGGUAAGGAGGAUCCUUUUGGCCGUGGUUCCACAUAAUUUCUUUGGUUCAAGCAGUGUCGAGGUUGUGGAUUAAUGUCAGCAUCUGCAGGCCUUUGGGAAGCUGGUUCCUGGUGUUCUGUAAGUGUUUGUGUGCUGGUGUGUUGUAGCGCUCUAGUUGUAUAAUACCCUUCCGCACCUCUGCUGUGCUUCAUGGCAGUGCGAUGGGACCUGAUUUGGUUUUGUGUGUUACAUUGUGAGGAUCAGUUUUUGCUUCUGAGCAUAGUGGCAGGCAGCAGAGGCAACAUGGUUGUCUUCCAUUGCCUACAGUGAUGAAAAUUGCCUGUGAGUGUUUUUAAGGCUCUAUUAUUAUUAUUUUAACCCUUCUUUCCUCUCAGGGUUUUUAUGAUGUCCUGCGGAGAAACUCCCAACUGAGUAAUUCCAUUCUGGAGAUGCUGCUGUCUCAGGUAUAUGGCAAGAUCAAAACAUUGCAGGCUUGGUUCAGACAGUAUGACAAACCAUAGUUUGGUAUUGCAUGUCCCAGCCCCAGGCUCACAUGCUCUCUUCUCCCCAGUCUUCCCCUCCCUGUGUGAUCUUGGCUUCUCAGUCAAGUCAGGCCUUUAUUGUGCAUAGCCAAGGGCCAUUACCAAUCUUAGUUUCCGAUUCUGGUUUCAAAUUCAGGUUUAUAAUAGGGAAAGCACAAACCAGAGCAUCCUGGUUCGGACAAAAUGGCAGCCUUAGACCCGGAAGGUUUUUCUGUUACCAUUUUUUGUUAGUUUUUAAGAUGCCAUAGGACACUUCAUUGCUUUUGCUAUCUGGUGGGGUAGCAGAGUUUACACAGCAAGAGGAGGUAACUCAUAAGAUGAAGUGAGGACGUGCAUCAACUUAGAAUCUUAUCCUUCUCUCUCUUAUUUUUUUAAAACUGCUGCUUAUACCUGCGUUUCUGGCUGCCACCGUUGGGAAAUGUACAGUCAUUGAUGGUUUAACCAGGGAUGGAGAACCUUUCCAUGGACCUCAUUCCCUCAUUGGCAACCUUCUCAGGGAUGCAAGCUUGUGGCGGGCAGAGUAAGAAGUAAAAAGUGGGUGGGACCAGGGGCAAAAGUGGGCAGAGCAACAGAAGUGACUCUUAAGGUAGACACUGUGUGUGUUUGCUCUCCAUCCUUCAUCCAUGCAAGCAAGAGGUAUUAUCACAGAUCAGGGACUCGUUCCAGCUAGGCAAAAUCAUUCAAAGUGGGUGCAAAGCGUUGUCAGUGGAGGUUGUGGCCUGGGGAGAGUCCUGGGGCUCAGGUAGAGAGGUGGCCAGAGAGCUACAUUUGGCCCCUGGGCCUGGGGUUCUCCAACUCUGCUUCAAAGCACCUGAAACUCAAUACAAGUAUUAGAAGCCGCAUGGUGGUGGGGGAAAUAAAACGAAUGGAAGGUCAGUAAGCGGUGCAUCAGUUUCCUAAGAGAGAAGGCAAAUGCACAUAUCUUGAGCAAUGCACUUGAGAUGUGGAUUCAUGCUUCCCCCUCCUUUUUGGACAGAUGUACAAACUCCCAAACUUGGGAGUAAGCUGUCUCUCCUGUUUCCAGGUGAAGCUGUAUGUGCAGAAGGUUAAUUGGCUUCCCUUUGUGUCAGUCAUAAAGACACUUGCUUUCCACCUCCCUCUCUCGCUGCCCAGAGCAUUGCUUUAAGUUUAAAAACAAAGGAGCAUAGAGUUGGUGAUUGGUUGUUUUUUUAACUAUUUAAAUAGAAAAACAUGUCAGGCACCUGGGGGGGGGGGAUGCUGGUUUAAAUGGGAGCAGGGGGUAGUGGGAGGAGAGGGUUGAAAAUCUGUACUGAUGUAUAUUUGAGCCAGGUAUGUAUGUCAGUGGAUUUCACACAUGGUGGUGGAAAAAGACUAUUCCUGUUCCUGGGCAGAGAAGUGUGGGUAGGAAGUAUGUAUCUGUUUUCACCCUAGUUCAGCAAUCCUAAGCUAGGGAAGAUUUGUUUUUUCUUUCUAACUUUAAUUCAGAUGCUUAGCCUUUCUCCCCUGUUCCCUCUCCUGCCUGGCAGUAAAGUGGGAUGAUUCUCACUUGUAAAAUGUUGUUCCUUAUUUAUUGUGGCAGAUAAAGCGGUAUUAUGAGCCAGAACCUGACCUGCUGCCCCCGUUAAAACUAGAGGGAUGCAUCCUGGCACAGAGAGACCAAAUCUUCCUGCAAGAACCUUUGGUGAGAGCGUUGAAGGAUUGAGUCACUUGGAUAAUGGCUGUUAAAAGUUUGUUUUCAGUUCCACUGAUAUCUGGAGCUUGUAACUAGCAUCUUUCAAAGGAAAGUGCCAGCAUAUUUCUCAUAAAUUAAGAACUGGCACCACUACAGACGCCACAUAAUACCCAUUCCAUAUUUGUAAGAACUUGAUCACUUCGUGUGGCAGCACCUGAACUUUGGAACUUCCUGCCUAUUGAGAUCAAGCAGGUGCCAUCACUGUACUCUUUUUGGCACCUACGAGACAAGGGACGCAGGUGGUGCUGUGGGUUAAACCACAGAGCCUAGGACUUGCCUAUCAGAAGGUUGGCGGUUCGAAUCCCCGUGACGGGGUGAGCUCCCGUUGCUUGGUCCCUGCUCCUGCCAACCUAGCAGUUCGAAAGCACGUCAAAGUGCAAGCAGAUAAAUAGGUACCGCUCCGGCGGUAAGGUAAACGGCGUUUCCGUGUGCUGCUCUGGUUCAUCAGAAUCGGCUUUGUCAUGCUGGCCACAUGACCCGGAAGCUGUACGCCGGCUCCCUCGGCCAAUAAAACGAGAUGAGCACCACAACCCCAGAGUCAGCCACGACUGGACCUAAUGAUCAGGGGUCCCUUUACCUUUAGACAAGCCUAACCAGAUGCUUAGAAAGUUGGGGUAAUUUUAAUCCGUUUCAGUAUUUUUACUUUUGUAUGUUUUUAAAGUACGGUUGUGAUUUUUUCCUCCAUUUUAUUGUUUUAUCUUUUUUGUAAACCACUUUGAGGUUUGUUUGUUCUUUUUAACAAGCAAUAUAUAAAUUUAUUAAAUAAAAUAAAUAAAUAAAUAAACUGCAGGUCCUUUUAUCUUAAACAAUGCAUUACUCUGCACUGCUUUGGAAGAAAAGCUUCCAGAGCGGUUAGCAGCUGCUGGGCCUGAAUCAGAAGCAGAAGGGAGGCAGCUGGGGGAGGGUUAAAGGCCCACCCGCACUAUUAGUGAAAUGGCGUGAAUGGUGUCCUGUCCAGCUUGGCCCUGGCAGAACAGAUUACUGUAUAGCAGAAGUUUUCAACCUUUUUUGGGUCCACGGCUUGAUCAACUCCAUUCUUUCUGCAGCACCCCUGUGGGGCUCAGAAGUCCAGUUAUGCCACCCCUUGCCUGCAGAGCUGGCAGCCUCUUGCCCUUUUUCAAACAUCCUCCCUUGUGGAGGGUUCCCUCAGCCUCCUCUCCCCUCUCCUUGGUCUCCCAGAGGCACCAUUUGCAUGUGGAGCUUAUAGCCAGGACUGCUGCAAUAAACAGCUGUACAAGCCUUUGGGAUGCAGAGAUGCAAGAGGACAUCAGAGUAGGGAGGGAAAGAAAGAGGGACAGAGGCCAGUGUUGCCCGUACCACCCCUGGCCAUCAUUCAAGGCACCCCAGGGUGCCACAGCACACUGGUUGAAAACCACUGCUGUAUAGUAUUAACCCCUCUGUGCAUUAAUUUGACUUAAGCAUGGUGGUUAUAUGAAGCUGGUAUCUGUUGCAAGAACAUUUUCCUGAGGAGGGAGGAGGCAUCUGAGCAACCUGCAUGACCAUUAAUGAUUGAUGCUGCAAUUUCCUUCAGGCUCACUUACUCUGCUGUAUUCAGCAUUGUCUGACCUGGUAUAAGAGCACCUUAAGCCUGCGCCGACAGGCUGAGGAAGAAGAAGAACAAGAAGAAGAAGAAGAUGAUGAUGAUAAUAAGGGUCUCCAGCAAGACUUGGAGGAGAUGCUGGAGUCGAUCACACGGCGAAUGAUCAAGAGUGAAUUAGAAGAUUUUGAACUGGUAAGUUAGGAACAGGAAGGGAGAAGACUGCUCCUUUCUUUCUUUCUGCAAAGUCCUGGAGAUGAGAUUUUAAUUUCUUUGCUUUUUAUGCUCAGGAUAAGUCGGCAGACUUCUCUCAGUCUACAGGAGUGGGCUUGAAGAACAAUAUCUACGCUAUUUUAGUGAUGGGCGUCUGUGAGGUCCUGAUUGAGUACAACUUUAGCAUAGGGAAUUUCAGGUAAGGAAUGAAAUUAUCCUCCCUCCCUCUGCCCUCCACCAGCAUCUACGCAUACAGCCCGCAGGACUUCCCAGCUGCAAACUGCAUGGGACAGAUCUUGCAAGUUCAACACAAUUCCUGAUAGCAGAAAUAGUGAGAAAACCUAGAUGGUCUUGUUGAGCUUAACACUUGGGCCCUUGACUAAGUCUCUGGAGGUUCUGGGUUCAGGUGACUGCCAGUGGUGUUCAUCCCAGCUCUCCUCGUGUAGUAGUGGUCCUUUAAUCCCAGUAGGAUGGAAAUUAGUUCAGACGUUACUUUGUCCUAUCCUCCCUCAAUUUCUUUUAAAACAGCUUUGCAAAUGGGUCCAACUAAGUUACCUGUCCAUUCUAGUGAAUGACUAAUAUCUGCAUGUUUGUCUGUGUGUUUCAUGAGUGAAACACGAAAUAAAAAUACCUAGGUUCUGUUUUGAAAUCAUUUGUUUCAUAGUUUUUUGCAUUUUUAUUUCUGCAAUGUGUGUCGCAGCAAGAGCAAGUUUGAAGAUGUUCUGGGCCUGUUCAAGUGCUAUACCAAACUUUGCGAAAUCCUGAAAGAGAAAGCUGGGAAGAACAAACCCACUUCGGCAAAUAAAAUUGCCCGAAGCUUCCUUUCCAUGGGUUUUGUGUGCACGUUACUUACAAGUCUCUUCAGGUAAGGACCUGUGUUUCAAGGCACAUUCAUCUAGGGUAUCUAGAAAUUUUGUAUCUCUCUUGAUACCUGAUUGUGCUUUUACCCAAUCUUAGUGGUAGCUUAAGUCACCUGAGAUUACACCACUUUCUCCUCUGGCUCCAUCCCUGAUUCCUUUUUUGCCAUGUUGACAACCAUUGAGAAUUUGCUUUCUUCUGAUGCCCCAGGGACUGUUCCCAGAACCACGAGGAGAGCUUGGCCGUUCUGCGCUCCAGCAGUGAGUUCAUGCGCUAUGCUGUCAGUGUGGCCUUGCAGAAAGUACAGCAGUUGGAGGAGACGGGACAAACAGAUGGGCCUGAUGGGCAGAACAGAGAUAAGAUGUUCCAGAACCUCUGUAGAAUCACUCGGUGAGUCCCAUGGCCUGAAGACUUUGGUGUGGUAUUAGUAAAGGGUACCUCUUAAAUAUCUCAAGCUCUUACAUAUUAAAAAAUGGAUAAAGAAAACAAAGUGGAGUUUGAAACUAAGCCAGUGUUGGGAUUCUGAGCAAGUAGCCUCUUGGUCUUUGAGGCCACUGAGCAGCAGACUUCUGCAGUAGUUAGUUAAGUCAAACUGUUUUGUACAGUUUUUGCAAUAUUGUAAACAAUAUCGUAUAGAGGUUUCCAAUAAUAAAUUCAGUUCUAUAAUACAGGCAGAAGAUACUGCCAUCAUAAAGUGUAUCUAGGCAAGAAGAAUAUGCAUCCUGAAUAUUUUUUAUCCUUCUGGCUUGAGAGAAUCCCCAAGGCAAGAGAAAUGAGCUGUUUCUUGAAGCUGCCUGUCUUAGGUAUGCCGGUGGUUCCCAAUGAUAGCAAGCAAACCUGAACAGAUGUUCAUCUGCUAUGCCUCCCCUGACUCUGCUCUUCCUCAGGGACAGUGGGGGCAAAGGGAAGUUAAGAGUCCAUCAGGCAUUUCUGCUGUUACUGGUAUCCAUAACUCCCAGUCCUCAGCACUCUUGACUGCUGGAGGCAAUGCAGAGGCAGUGAUUCUUAAAAUCAUCUCCCCUACCCUCUUGCUGAUGUUGCUGACUCCCACAGAAGCCAGGGGGGUGGGGAGGUAGGCUUCUAGGCUUAAUAGCAACCAGGUGUUUUCCAUCUCUCUGGGGCUGGAAUUCUUUGCCUAAGUUGUGUCCACCCACGCCGCUCUGCUCUUUCUCAACGGCAGUAGGGGCGGAAUGAAGUCCAGGGGAGGACAUACAUUUUUCUGGGUUCUCUACCCAAAUUCACCAGCUACAAUGGUGAAUGAUACACUAGUGGAGGGAUGCCAGGUUCCCUGCACAGGCUGCAGCAUGUUAAGUACACAACUGCCAACCCCAAUGGCUAUGUUCUGCCUCCACCGUCAGAGGCAGUGACGCUUCUGAAUAUCAGUUGCUGGAAACCACAUGAGGGGAGAAUGCUCUUGCUCUCAGCUCUUGCUUGCAGGCUUCCCACAGGCUGGCCGCUGUGAGAAUGGAAUGCUGGACUAGGUGGACUCCUGGCCAGUUCUUACUGGGAUCACAUUGUGCCACUGAAGACUGAGGAAGUCCUAGCCAUAAUGAAGGACUUGUCAUAAGAUGUCAUAAGAUGCACCCAUUCAGCAGGGUGCAGCUUGUCAGCUAUAUAUAGUGGACGACCAGGGAUUUGAUUUUCAUUCUGUUUUUGCUGCCUGCCUGAGACGGCAGAAACCUGAGAAAUUAUCAAGCAGCUGGCAUGCCCAGUGUGUGGCUUGCUGGCUGUGCAUGGUUUCGUUGGCCACAAACUGUGCAAGCCUGACUUUGACUGUACAGUGGUACCUCGGGUUAAGAACUUAAUUCGUUCCGGAGGUCCAUUCUUAACCUGAAACUGUUCUUAACCUGAGACACCACUUUAGCUAAUGAGACCUCCUGCUGCCGCUGCGCAGUCGUCGUGCGAUUUCUGUUCUUAUCUUGAAGCAAAGUUCUUAACCCGAGGUACUAUUUCUGGGUUAGUGGAGUCUGUAACCUGAAGCGUCUGUAACCCAAGGUACCACUGUACUAACUUUGACAGUACUGAGCAAGAGGUGCAUGUAAGAGAUGACUUGACGUGAACUUCUGCUCCCACCCUCCUCUGCAUGCAUGAAUAGAGAGUUAAGCACAGUAAUAGCGGAUGAGUAGUUUGGGUACAAGAGUUGGCUGUUCCUAGUCAUCACACAUGGCCAUUAAGCCUGCCUUAAAUCACCCCCUACUUUCCCCCUUUCCCCAAAGAGUCCUGCUGUGGAGAUACACCUCAAUCCCAACCGCAGCUGAAGAAUCAGGCAAGAAGGAGAAGGGCAAGAGCAUCUCACUGUUGUGCUUGGAGGGUUUGCUGCGGAUCUUUAACACCGUGCAACAGCUGUAUCCAGCAAAGAUCCCACAGUUUCUGCAGGCACUGGGUAAGCUAUAAGGCUCGUUUUCUGCUGAAUUGUCAGUGAAGGGGCUGGAAGAGUCAUCGGAACACUCCUGCGGAAUGCUCUUUCUGUAAAGAUUCUGCAGGCCCCUUCUUUGUUAACCUCUGGGUGUCUACUAAACACUUUUCUAUGCUGCCAAGAUUAUGCAGACAAUUAAUAAAUCUAUCUUUUGUCAAAGUGAGCUGAUGAUCUGUGAAUUUAAGUUUUUGCAUGGUGUUUUUAUUGUAUAUGCAUAUAAAAUUAUUGUAGACUACUGAUAUUUUUUAAAGAAACUGCAGCAUACAAGUAUUUUUAUAAAUAUAAACAAAUAUACUGCCGGCCACUGCUUUUCAAAGUAAUGAUAAUCUCCAUGUGCAUAGCUGUGAUGAAUUCUCUCUCCUGAUCUCAGCUUCUACCUUGUUGCUAUUCUCCCUCCUCCUUUUUUUCCUUUUUGCCAGAUAUUGCAAAUGAAGAUGCGGAAGAAGACGAAGACGUUAACGUCACUGAGAAAGCAGCCUUUCAGAUUCGACAGUUUCAGGUGAACUGCAGAAAGGUGAUGUUAGGGUUGAACUGCUUGAAGGGAUGGAUCGACUCUUGUUCAGGAGGAUGCAGGCAGAGAUACUGGGCCUGUGCUCUCAGUUUGCUGCUUACAAUUUGCAAAGCCAUUGGAGCAGAUCUAGGAAAGGAGCAUCUCCUACUUAGGGAACUGCCUAAGAAUACUUGGAUAGGAACAGAAAGUUUGAGUCUCAAAAAGUGUUCACCCCACCUUCCUCCCCUCCUUUCAUUGCUUUCCUACAUUUGUUGUUUGCUCAUGCAAUCUAUUUUCCUUUCUCCCUCCUUCUCAGAGGUCAUUAGUGAACCAGCUCAGCAACGCUGACGAUGACUUCAGCAGCAAGGAAGCACUUCUGUUAAUCAACAUCCUUGCAACUCUUUCCAAACUGUUGGAGCCCUCCUCCCUCCAGGUAUAUACUGCAGAGUGAUGCCACUGGCCUGAUCCGUCAGCUGUUCCUCAUGUUUAAGCUGGUCUCUGUGUUACAUGUGGACCAGCCCUCAGUCCAAUCUAUCUGAUUAAACGCUUGCUUUUAAUACGUAUCAUUUAUUUAUUAUCUCUUAACUCUUCUGAUCUGCCUUUCAACCCACAUUGAAAACAGCUCUCAUGGUGGCUUUACAACAACAUAAACACUAAUAAUUCUGUACUGAGUAAAGUCACCCUCUCUCUUCUUGUGCAGUUCAUGCAGCUGUUAUCCUGGACAGUCAAGAUUUGCAAGGAAACUAGCCUAGGUAAGAUUUCUGACCAGGUAAGACUUCGUUCCCCUGCCUUAGGCCUUAUGACAUCUGCAGCUUAGGUCAUCAAAUGAAAUGUAGCAUCCAGGUUUAAAGAAAGGGUUAAAUAAAUUAAUGGGAGAUAAGGUACCCAAAGUUGUUUGACAGAAGUUCAGGCCACUAACCAUCUUCAUGCGACCCAAUGCAAGUGCAAGACUGCUUGAUUUCCUUGCCAUGAUUAGGUUGCAUCCUGUGGGUUCACAUUCUCUUCUUUCUCUCUCCCUUCCUUACUUACUUACCAUUUUUGGAACUGUGGUCAGCAUUAUGCCUGUUUCGGUGUUUUUGACAAAAGCAGCACUAAAUAGCACUUUUUAGCCCUGGUUACGGGAUGCGGGUGGCGCUGUGGGUUAAAACACAGAGCCUAGGACUUGCCGAUCAGAAGGUCAGCGGUUCAAAUCCCCGUGACGGGGUGAGCUCCCGUUGCUCAGUCCCUGCUCCUGCCAACCUAGCAGUUCGAAAGCACGUCAAAGUGCAAGUAGAUAAAUAGGUACCGCUCUGGCGGGAAGGUAAACGGCGUUUCCAUGUGCUGCUCUGGUUCGCCAGAAGCGGCUUAGUCAUGCUGGCCACAUGACCCGGAAGCUGUCUGCGGACAAACACCGGCUCCCUCGGCCUAUAGAGCGAGAUGAGCACGCAACCCCAGAGUCGGUCACAACUGUACCUAAUGGUCAGGGGUCCCUUUACCCUUUACCUUUAGCCCUGGUUAGUGAAAAUUAUGAUAGAGUGCGAGUAUGCUAACUUUAAUUUGCUUUGAACAUGAGAAAAGCAGAUUAAGCAGUGUUAGAUUUGCAGAAGGCCUGUUAAGAGAUGGAAUGCUGGGCUGGGUUGGUUGUUGGCCUGACCCAGUAGACCAGCCAUGGUGUCUCCAAAGCUGACUUGUGUUUUCGCUCUCCACAGAUGACGCCCCUUGCUGCAAGGGCUUGCUAGCCCUGCUCUUCAGUCUGCAUGUUCUCAUCAAGAGCCCAGGCAGUGUAUUGCGUGAGCUUGCCCAGGAUAUCCAUGCUCAGCUUGGGGACAUAGACCAGGUAACAUAUCAGUUGGGCCUUUUAGACUGAGCUUAUCAGUCUGCAUGUAUUUGCCAAUGCAGAGCUUGUGCGCUUGUUCUGUAUCCCCAAAUCCCCUUCCUGGAUAUAGCUGUUGAAAGAACGUAGAAUCAGGCUGGUGUAGUGUUUAGAGUGUUAGACCAGAGAAAUUUGGGUUCAAAUUCCCAUUUAGAGACCAAGCUCACUUGAGUGACACUGAACCAGUGACUAUUAUCCUAUCCUACCUCGUGGGGUUGUUGUGAAGAUAAAAAGGAAUGGUGGAAUAAUAAUAAUAAUAAUAAUAAUAAUAAUAAUAAUAAUAAAAGAUAGGUAUCUAAAUUACUGUUUGUUUCAUCUUUUUAAUCCCCCACUCUCUACCUAGGAUAUUGAAAUGGAGCACCAGUCCCACUUUGCUAUUGUGAAUGCCAAGACAGCAGCUCCUACAGCUUGUGUGAGUUGGUGUAAAAACAAAACAAAAAACACAACACAAAACUAGGUUCAAAUUUAAUGAAAAGUGAUACAUAAAUGUGACAAGUAAAUUCUACUUGGCAAUUUCCUAUGGCUGCAAGGCACAUUGUGCUAUCCAAAGCAAUUUCUUUCUCUCUUAGAGCCAGUGUGGUGUAGUGGUUAAGUGCGAUAGACUCGUAAUCUGGGGAACCAGGUUCGCGUCUCCGCUCCUCCACAUGCAGCUGCUGGGUGACCUUGGGCUAGUCACACUUCUUUGAAGUCUCUCAGCCCCACUCACCUCACAGAGUGUUUGUUGUGGGGGAGGAAGGGAAAGGAGAAUGUUAGCCGCUUUGAGAUUCCUUCGGGAAGUGAUAAAGCGGGAUAUCAAAUCCAAACUCUUCUUCUCUUCUUAGUUACUGAUUUUGAGUCGAGCAGAGAAGGUCCUCGAAGAGGUGGACUGGCUGAUCAAUAAGAUGAAGAGUCAUCUGGGACUGGAGGCAGCAGGUAAGAAAAAGAACACUAGUUCUCAAAUGGUGUCCUAUUGGGUUGUCUCUUGUUAAGAAGUAUGAACAGCUCAGCUGACAAUUCCCACUCUCAUCCUUAUUGUCAAGUCAAGAAAAAACAACACAGGAUCAGGGACAAAAGGCCUUUUGGCACAGUUUUUAGGAAAAGACCCAAGAGAAACAAGUUUUCAUAGGACAAAAAAAGUCCAUCUGUCCCAAACAUGGUCAACUCUGUGAAAUUGUUUGAAUUAAGCUCAGGAACAAAUUUGUUAAUCAGUACAGAUGACAGCCACAUUCUAGACCAACUAAAAUUUCCAAACUGAAUUCAAGGACACCACCAAGUAGAGCUUGUUCCAGUAGUGACCAGGAUAUGAUGAUCAAGGCCAGCAUCUCAAGGAAAAGACACAUAAAUCAAAGCUGUAAGAAGUGAACUUAAUUGAUGCUGCUGUUAUUUGACCAACCAGGAACUGGGCUUGAACUUGGAACACGUUUAAACUGUGUACCUGAUUUUUAAAGGGGAGUGCACACCCAUUCAAACAGGCUAUGUGACUAUUUCUAGAUCUCAAUGACCUUUGUCUUUGUGGUUUUUACGAAGCUUUUUCCUUCCUUUUGUAGAAGAUGCCUCUCAAGCAACAAACCCAACCCAGCCUCUGGAAAAGGCAAUCAUUCUUCAGCUUGGGACUUUGUUAACUGCAUACCAUGAGCUGGUACAAACAGCCUUGCCUCCGGGAAGCUGUGUGGACACACUGCUCAGGAGUGUCAGCAAGAUGUACACCACUCUUACAAGUCUUGUAAAAUAUGUGAGUGCUCUUGACCUGAGGCAUGAGGUUUGGGUUUGAGGGCCUGAUCAUCAACUUUUCCUAAGCCCAACUUAGCCUAGAUGCCUAAAAACUGAUGGUGGGCUACUCUCAGGUAGCCAGUAGUGCAUAGAUCAUGCAAGUUUGUUUCUAAAAUGUAUAACCUGCUAUGUAGCCUGACUAAUUCUUACGGUAGUUUACGUUAGCCUACUUGGGCAGAAAAUCCCAGUGGAAGGCCACCACUACUAAGAAUAUCCUGACUCUUAAUAAAUUGCUACCUGCCAAAUUUCAGUUGAGGGGGUCGCCAAAAGUAUUAUUUCUGUAGGAUCUCUGCUGCUGAUCUUACACAACACAAAUGCUAACAACAGGCAAGGAUGCCCAGACCAUUUCCAUUCUGUAGCAGGGAGUUCCUGUGGCUCAUAUACCAUGUCCUCUUGCAUUGCUUUUUUUUUAGUAUCUCCAAGUGUGCCGAACCACAACAUGGGCGAUUCCAGGACGGCUAGAAAAGCUGGUGGGUGUUACGUGAUCCUGUACAAUGCCUGUUAGUAGGUGCUGAAUAAAUGUUUUCUGCUUUAAUUCCAAGAAAAUUCUUGAAAUAAGUGGCAUUAUCUUCUCUAGGUUAGACUCUCUGGCUCCCACUUGACCCCCCAGUGUUAUGCCUUCAUCACAUAUGUGCAGGUAAGCCAAAAAUUUGAAUUUCCCAUUUCACACUCCCAAUCCCAAACAGUGCAUCUAUUAACCUAGGGGAAAACAGCAUUUACAUAUGCUGACGGCACAGGAGGCAUCAACCUUGCUGAAGCCAAGUGGGUUUGGGUCUGGUCAGUGCCUAGAUGGGACCAUACCUGUGCUUGCUGCCUUGAGGUUCAUUUAAAGAGACUGCUCUGUUUUGGUGAAAGCUGUGAUGCUGAGGAAGCUAAAUUCUGUACCCGGCACAAUUUCCUAUGCUCUCAGCAUAAAUAGCCCUGCUCAAAAAUGCAGAGAAUGUUGUUAUCAGUGGCAAGACAGGAAAAUGAGAAUCCUAACAAUAAUAGAAAAGAAUGGAACGUAUUCUUCUGACUAGACCAAGUCGUGUUUUAAAUCUGGGAGGUACUGAUAUGGUGAAUUUUGGCACUAUCCUACUCUUACUCUGUGUUCUGUGCAGCAAAAAACUGCAGACUACAGAACUGUCCUGCCCUUAUUUAACGAAGGUGUGGUAUGGAUGAGGGGCUCAGUAUUUCCUGCAAAGAUGGAUUACGAUUGCAAAAUAUGACUUCUUCAGAGUGAGGACUAUGGAAAGGUCAAUGGGAAGACCAGAACUGGAGUAGCAAGAAGGGAGAGGAGGAUAGGUCUGGAUUAAACCCAAAUAUAAAUUCAGCAAUGAACACUCCCUGUAAAAGGGGCUUUCUCUUUUUAUGAAUUGCUCCAACAUUUUAUACCAGCUUGUUAACCCUAUAAUACAGAAACUCAAUCCCCUAUCUUUACAUGCCAAGCAACUUCUCCUUUCAGAAUAUCCAGAGUGAAACCUUGAGCUUGGCAGGAGAAAAGAAAAAGAAGAAAAAGGAGAAGACAACAGCUGAGGUGUCCACCGUCAUGGUGAGGAUGGUUAUUUCUGCCCAGAAAUACACUGGACCCUUAGUUAUUUAAUUGAGUUUCAAUGGGAUGUACUUAAAGCCUUAAGUCUCUGCUCCUUCAGUAGCAGAGGAUGGCAGCAUAAACUACCAUUGAAUACUCACAGGUGCAGUUUGAAUUGUGGAGGACAGAUAAACUUGCACAAAGCCUUGAAUAGCUAUGUUUUUCAAGUCAGUUUUGUCGCUCAGGGUUUAAUCAAAUUCAGAGCAUCUAUAUCUCCUUAGCAUUUGGUUCCCUAAUCAUGUGGAUAAUACUCACCCUGAAAUGAUAUUAAAAAUAUUUGAAAGGCCUACAUAGCUAUUUACUGUGAGAUCCUGUAAUUGUGCUGCCACUGUAUUUAAUACACUUCAAUGCUUUCCUUCCCUCUGUAGGCCAAAGUGUUGCGGGAAUCCAAGCCAAUUCCUAACUUGAUUUUUGCCAUAGAACAAUAUGAGAAUUUUCUGAUCCAUCUCUCAAAAAAGUCAAAGGUAACAUUCUAGUCUAAGAAUGUAGCUGCAACUUUCGGGCACACCCUGGCAACUUCUUAGGAUAGCUCAGCUGGUAGAGCAUUAGACUCUUAAUCUUAGGGUCAUGGGGCCACACUGGGCCAAGAGAUUCCUGAAUUGCAGGUGGUUGGACUAGAUGCCCCCCAUGGUCCCUUCCAACUCUGAUUCCAUGAAAAUUAUGCAAGUUAACAGGAAAUUGAAUUAUUAUUUUUAUUGACACUUAAAAAGCUAAGCAGUUCAAAUGAAGGACUGUCCUUGCUGAAUAGACUACUCAUUUAUCAGAUACAUUUUGUAUAUGUAAUUGGUAAUCUUUAUCAAAUACUUUGGUGCAAUGAGUCACGUCUGUUAGAACCCAAGAUGAAACCCAGAAAGGCCUGUGUCUACCGUUUGCAAGGAAUACAGACAAAAAGAAUAAAAGUAAUGUUUGUAAUAAUUAGUAAUCUUUUCUGUAAAUAGACAAAUACCUUCUGUGCUUCAAAGUGCUGUUCAUCAGGGAUAUAGAUCUUAGAAUAAGGGACACCUGCUCCUUUAUGUAUCCAAUAUUUAUGAUAUUGAUUCGGUAUGGUCUGAGUCACUUUUGGCACAAAAAAGUACAUGUUUUCACUAACUUUUUGAGCCUUGACACUGUGAUUUUUACUACUGAUAUCUUACUAUUUGUGUUCUGUAAUUUUCAGUAUGUAAAUGGCUUUGAGGUAACUUGUGAUGAAAAGUUGUGGAUAAACUUGGGUUUUUUUUGCUUCUACAUUUAAGUUUUCAUAAGCUAUGCCUAUAGGUGGUGCAAGCUUUCACUCUGACUACCCCUUGGGCUGCUUGCUGCAGGUCAACCUGAUGCAAUAUAUGAAACUGAGCACCUCCCGGGACUUCCGUAUCAAUGUGUCUACUUUGGAGAACGCUCUACAGGAACAAAAUGCUGAAGAUAGGGAGAAUGAGCCAGCCAACGACCAGGUCAGUAGUAGACAUUCUAAAAAGAUGCAAUCUAUUUUCUGCCAAUAUAAAUGUAAAUCUGUACUUCCAAAGUGCCUUCUAUGAAAUUCAUAUGAAGCUUAGUCAGUUGUAUGCUAAUGGUAAAUACCCAUUUCUGUACAAUGGCAACUUGUUUUGAAGUGUGGGGAAUAUCCCUUUGCAUCAUCCUGACUACUCAAUUUCACCACUGAGUCUCAGCAGCCUCUGUGGGGGUGAGGAAGACACAUGAAUGCUAAUGAGAUGACAAAAAUGAAGAACAUGACACUUUUCUAGCAGAAGUUAAUUUUCAGAGGUGUUUUUCAGAGUAAAAAUUGCUUUAAACAGCAGGUUUUAAAAUUGUGUUUCAGUAACUCAGGACUCCUUUGGCGCAUUUACUAAUAGCCUGUUUUCAUCUCUUUUAGAGCACUGCAUCUACCCAAUCCAACACCAGCCAGGAACCCAAAACUAAGAGGCGACGUAAAAAAUAA
Podarcis lilfordi (Lilford's wall lizard) is the source of this 26888-nucleotide messenger RNA. NCBI's taxonomy places the organism in Eukaryota, Metazoa, Chordata, Lepidosauria, Squamata, Lacertidae. The record is from the annotation of a GenBank genome assembly.